AGGUAAAAAAGUUCAAAAAUUUGACGGUUUGGGUUUUUUCUUUUAUCCUUUUGGGAGAAUUCAAAGGGUUUUAGGGUACUUCCUUCUCCCUAAGAGUAGCUGUCGUCCUCCACCACCAUUAGUAAUCUUCCUUUUGUUUUCUAAACUAAGUCGUUUUGCCUCUUCAGCUGUCGUCACCCGCCUCCGCUGCUGCCACCGGUGUGGUAGAUUUAAAGUGUUUUCAAAAUGAAGUCAGUGGUGGGAAUGGUUGUUUCCAACAAGAUGCAAAAGUCUGUGGUCGUGGCAGUGGACAGACUUUUUCACCACAAGAUGUAUAACCGUUAUGUCAAGCGGACUUCCAAGUUCAUGGCUCAUGAUGAGCACAAUCUUUGCAACAUUGGUGACCGAGUUCGGCUGGAUCCUUCAAGGCCAUUGAGCAAGCGUAAGAAUUGGGUUGUUGCUGAAAUUCUUAAGAAAGCCCGAAUCUAUGUACCACCAUCAAUGGAUACUGUUGCUGCUUCAAGUAACAAAACUGAAGUUUUGACUUCAUAAACAUAAUAAGUUGCAGACAUAUUUUAGACAUACAGGAAGUGGGAAAGCUUGAAUUUAGAUGGCAGUUUUGGGAAUUGCUAGUGGCGGUAUUGCAUGCUGGGUUGAUACUGAAAAAGUUAAGCCUCUGCUUCCAUUUGCCUUGAAUAUCAAUAGCUUUUAGACAGAUGAACCUUUCAGUAGUUGAUGCUUAAUGAAAAUGCAGAUAAUUUUUGCCAGUUUUCUUAUAAGUUCUUUGGAAAAUCUGUACACAGAUAUUGUUUAGUUCAUUAGAACUUACAGUUUUGAGUGGCAAUAAACUUUUGAUUCUUUUUUCCCUUAAAAGUUGGGAACUUCA
Molecule: messenger RNA, 865 nt
Organism: Mangifera indica (mango)
Lineage: Eukaryota; Viridiplantae; Streptophyta; Magnoliopsida; Sapindales; Anacardiaceae
Product: 30S ribosomal protein S17-like
Exons: 4
Coding region: 226-531 (101 amino acids)
Biological process (GO): translation
Cellular component (GO): ribosome
Molecular function (GO): structural constituent of ribosome
Source: RefSeq, a predicted model, not a curated record